AAGCUCGGCUGUUGUGUGGCUCUUCAUGUCCUGAGGGACAUCUCGUGCCGCCGGGGACAGCGACAGAGAAGCUGACUGACUGCUGCCCGAAGUUCCCCCAUGAGGACAGAAUGACGCCCCGCGAGUGGCUGUUUUUUCUUGCGACUGCGACUGUGGCCUCGGCAGCGAAGCAUGGAGACUGUUUUGCCAACACGAUCCUCGACGGGCGGAUGAGUCCCGAGUACGAGCUGCCCGGCCGAAACGCCGCCGAGCUCCUCCUCCAAAACGUGCACGGCGCCCAAGGCACCUCGAGGAUCUACCUGGGCAGCGCGUGCGUCCUGCAUGUGCUCCACAAUGGCAAGCAACCCUGGGACAAGGGCUGCAGUCACUAUUCGACAAGUGAAGAGAAUGUGACUCUUACAGUAGAACUAAGCGCAGGGGAACUCCUCAUUCGGACCAAAACCAAUGAAGAGUUCCACGGAAGAAGGGAAUCUGGCACCGCCGGCUUCACCGUCCAGCCCUUCGGACUCAGCGUCAACACCGUGUACAACUGCCCGGAGGGGUGCUGGCAAGUUCAGGGUUCCCUUAUCCCUCUUCAUCUCCAGAUGGGCGUGGACGUCACCCUCUUCCUGAAACCCGUGAGCCAGCACGAAAGGAUAAUCUUUGAAAUAAAAAAACAGGAACUUGAGUGGAAAACUCUUGUCUUCGAACUCGCGAAAGACUACGAGGCAACGAAUGCCAAAGACUGGCUCUCCAUUAACAUCUCAGUCGUGUUCGAGUAUGGUUUCAUGAAUUUCGUUGCGGCUCCCCUGUGGGAUGCAGGCGGGAGGAAAACCUUCAGUCUUCUUAGUCCGGACACCAUUGCAGAUUUUCGUCUCUCUCGGAACAUCAUAUGGAGUGUAGGCUGUGUCCCUGAUCUCGGCAGCGGAAGCACUUCGGCAGCCGUGGGCAGGUCCUACGUUCCCUUCCUGGUUGCCCUCGCCGCGCUCAAUAUCCUCGUUAUCGGCAUCGCUGUCAACAUGUAUCGUCGCCACAAAGCUAUUAAGGAAGGCAAGUCCCAUCUGGCGUCCCCCCCACGCUUCUUGCAGCUGGCGUCCCCCCCGCCGCUUUCCGGUGGACGCUCGCUACUUAUAUUCGAGGAUGACCCGGGUCAGAGAGAAUACUAA
Penaeus indicus is the source of this 1145-nucleotide messenger RNA. RefSeq lists its product as uncharacterized. The record is from RefSeq and is a predicted model, not a curated record. The coding region runs from base 111 to 1145 and encodes 344 amino acids. The transcript is spliced from 7 exons. NCBI's taxonomy places the organism in Eukaryota, Metazoa, Arthropoda, Malacostraca, Decapoda, Penaeidae.